This is a messenger RNA of Eriocheir sinensis (Chinese mitten crab), 891 nucleotides long. RefSeq lists its product as uncharacterized. NCBI's taxonomy places the organism in Eukaryota, Metazoa, Arthropoda, Malacostraca, Decapoda, Varunidae. The record is from RefSeq and is a predicted model, not a curated record. Bases 1 to 891 code for a protein of 296 amino acids. The transcript has a single exon.
AUGGACGACUCUGAUGGCCCGUACACCACCGGCCACCACACACCUGUCGGCCCCGCCCCACCUCGCACGCCGACACCUGGGCUCCCGCGCUCCGUGGACACGGCAACACCUGUAAGCCAGCCGUCACCGCCACCCCAGCAGCCGCCAAGCCCCGACGUGGCCGCACUCACACACUGGGUGAACCACCUGUACGAAACCGUAGCAUCGCUAAUCACCUCACCACCUCAGGGCGUGUCACCAUCCAACUACUGGCAUCCACUGCCCCUUCACAGACCCCCACCGCCAGCCUACGCACCCACCACCCUGCCAUUCGGUACACCAUUAACUGCUUCUCAACCAGUCUGGUCUAGGCCCCAGCCCAUCAUACCCACCACGGUUGGCAUGCCCCUGCCCACCAUGCCUGCCACGGCUGGCAUAUCUUCGGCCACCAUGCCCGCCACGCCUGGCACACACUCGCCCACUAUUACGGCCACGGCUGGCAUGCCCAUGCCCAUGAUGCCCGCCACGACUGGCAUACCUCCGGUCCACAUUCCACCUACGGCUGGCAUGCCACUGCCCACCAUGCCCGCCACGGCUGGCUCGCCUUCGGCCCCCAUGCCCGCCACAGUUGGCGUGCACCCGCCCACGCUGCCAGCACUCCAGCAUACCCGCAGAAAGCCUCCAACCCGGCCCAUCGCCACCCACUCCAUGCCCAGCCAUGCACUGCGGAAAUUUUGGACGGACUGGGCCAUCUAUAAGCACCUGGCAGAUGUACCACCUAACGAGGCGCCGGUGGAGUUGUAUUUAUCGUGCGAUGGCGCACUACAGUCAGCCGUCCUUGCCGCCAACCAGCACUUCACCAGUCUCACGGAACCGCAACUAACGACCAUCAAUCACUUCAAUCGUCAGUAA